Molecule: messenger RNA, 3886 nt
Organism: Psammomys obesus (fat sand rat)
Lineage: Eukaryota; Metazoa; Chordata; Mammalia; Rodentia; Muridae
Gene: Fcsk
Product: fucose kinase
Exons: 24
Coding region: 103-3375 (1090 amino acids)
Biological process (GO): GDP-L-fucose salvage
Molecular function (GO): ATP binding; fucokinase activity
Source: RefSeq, a predicted model, not a curated record
ACGCGCAGCCGCGUUAAUGAGCCGGCUCUGCGAGCGUCCAGCGGACUCAGAAAUACUUACACGUUGCUGCUUCAGGAAGCAAGCCCCUCUAUUUUGGUCAGAAUGGAGCAGCCAAAGGGCGUUGAUUGGACAGUCAUUAUCCUGACAUGCCAGUACAAGGACAGUGUCCAGGUCUAUCAGAGAGAGCUGGAAGUACGGCAGAAGCGGGAGCAGAUUCCUGCUGGAACGAUGUUGCUGGCUGUGGAGGAUCCCCAGACUCGAGUGGGCAGUGGAGGAGCCACUCUCAAUGCGCUGCUGGUGGCUGCUGAACACCUGAGUGCCCGAGCUGGCUUUACCGUGGUCACAUCUGAUGUUCUGCACUCGGCUCGGAUUCUCAUCUUGCACAUGGGCCGAGACUUCCCCUUUGACGACUGUGGCAGGGCUUUCACUUGCCUCCCCGUGGAGAACCCACAGGCCCCUGUGGAGGCCUUGGUUUGCAACCUGGACUGCCUGUUGGAUAUCAUGACCCACCGGCUGGGUCCGGGUUCCCCACCAGGUGUGUGGGUCUGCAGUACCGACAUGCUUCUGUCUGUUCCUCCAAACCCUGGGAUCCGUUGGGAUGGCUUCCGGGGAACCAGAGUGAUCGCCUUUCCUGGGAGUCUGGCCUAUGCUCUGAACCAUGGUGUCUACCUCACUGACUCGCAGGGCUUUGUUUUGGACAUUUACUACCAGGGAACAAAGGCGGAGCUACAACAGUGUAUAGGGCCCGACGGCCUGGUACCACUGGUCUCUGGAGUUGUCUUCUUCUCUGUGGAAACUGCCGAGCACCUGCUGGCCACCCACGUGAGCCCACCCCUGGACGCCUGCACCUAUAUGGGCUUGGACUCUGGAGCCCAGCCUGUGAAGCUGUCUCUGUUUUUCGACAUCCUGCUCUGCAUGGCUCGAAACGUGAGCAGGGAGAGCUUCCUGGCUGGGCGGCCCCCGGAGCUGGGGCAAGGUGACAUGGAUGUAGCAGGUUACCUGAAAGGAGCCCGGGCCCAGCUGUGGAGGGAGCUUCGAGAUCAGCCCCUCACUAUGGUGUAUGUCCCUGAUGGCGGCUACAGCUAUUUGACUGCUGAUGCCACCGAGUUCCUGCACAGCCUCACAAUGCCUGGGGUUGCUGUGGCCCAGAUCAUCCACUCCCAGGUGGAGGAGCCACAGCUGUUGGAGGCCACUUGCUCCGUGGUCAGCUGCCUGCUGGAAGGUCCUGUACAGCUGGGGCCUCGGAGUGUCCUGCAGCACUGCCACCUGAGGGGGCCCAUUCACAUCGGCGCUGGCUGCUUUGUGAGUGGCCUGGACACAGCCCACUCGGAGUCGCUUCAUGGCCUGGAGCUCUAUGACGUCAUCCUGCAGGGACACCAUGUGCGGCUGCAUGGCUCCCCAAGCCGAGCAUUUACUCUUGCUGGACGUCUGGACAGCUGGGAAAGACAGGGGCCAGGCAUGUAUCUCAACAUGUCCUGGAAUGAGUUCUUCAAGAAGACAGGCAUUCGAGACUGGGACCUGUGGGACCCAGACACGGCCCCCUCAGAUCGAUGCCUUCUCAAUGCCCGCCUUUUCCCUGUGCUCCACCCCGAGAGGGCCCUGGGUCCCAAGGACGUGCUGUGGAUGCUGCAUCCCCAGGGGGACAGAGGUGAGGCCCUGAGGGCCUGGCGAGCCUCUUGGCGCCUGUCCUGGGAGCAGCUGCAGCCUUGCCUGGACCAGGCUGCCACGCUGGCCUCCCGUCGAGAUCUGUUCUUCUGCCAGGCCUUGCAGAAGGCACGGCAUGUGCUAGAGGCCCGGCAGGACCUCUGCUUGCGUCCACUGAUCCGGGCUGCUGUCGGUGAGGGUUGCUCUGGGCCCCUGCUAGCCACGCUGGACAAGGUUGCAGCUGGGGCAGAAGACCCUGGGGUGGCAGCCCGAGCUCUGGCUUGUGUGGCAGAUGUACUGGGCUGCAUGGCAGAGGGCCGAGGAGGCUUGCGCAGUGGGCCAGCUGCCAACCCUGAGUGGAUUCAGCCUUUCUCAUACUUGGAGUGCGGAGACCUGAUGAAGGGUGUAGAGGCACUCGCCCAGGAAAGAGAAAAGUGGCUGACCAGGCCCGCCUUGCUGGUACGAGCUGCCCGCCAUUAUGAGGGGGCUGAGCAGAUCCUGAUCCGCCAGGCUGUGAUGACUGCUCGGCACUUUGUCUGCACCCAGCCAGUGGCGCUCCCAGCACCCGGGCAGUGGGUGCUGACCGAGUGUCCAGCCCGUGUAGAUUUCUCUGGGGGCUGGAGUGACACGCCACCCAUUGCCUAUGAGCUUGGGGGAGCAGUGUUGGGCCUGGCUGUGCGGGUGGAUGGCCACCGGCCCAUCGGGGCCAAGGCGCGCCGCAUCCUGGAGCCUGAGCUGUGGCUGGCAGUGGGGCCUCGACAGGAUGAGAUGACCCUGAAGAUAGUGUGCCAGAGCCUGGAUGACCUGCAAGAUUACUGCCAGCCUCACGCCCCAGGGGCCUUGCUGAAGGCAGCCUUUAUCUGUGCGGGGAUUGUGCACGUCCACUCAAAGGUCCCUCUGCGUGAGCAGUUGUUGCGCUCCUUCAGUGGUGGCUUUGAGCUGCAUACCUGGUCGGAGCUGCCGCAUGGCUCCGGUCUCGGCACCAGCAGCAUCCUGGCAGGGGCCGCCCUGGCUGCCUUGCAGCGGGCUGCGGGCCAGGCAGUGGGCACAGAGGCCCUGAUCCACGCAGUGUUGCACCUAGAGCAGGUGCUCACCACAGGAGGUGGCUGGCAGGACCAAGUGAGUGGCCUAGUGCCUGGCAUCAAGGUGGGACGCUCCCGGGCCCAGCUACCCCUAAAGGUGGAGGUGGAGGAAAUCACUGUGCCUGAGGGUUUUGUCCAGAAGAUCAGUGACCACCUGCUCCUGGUGUAUACUGGCAAGACCCGAUUGGCACGGAAUCUGCUGCAGGAUGUGCUGAGGAACUGGUAUGCUCGGUUACCUGCUGUGGUGCAGAAUGCUCGCAGACUGGUGCGACAGACUGAGAAGUGUGCUGAAGCUUUCCGUCAAGGAAACUUGCCUCUCCUGGGCCAGUACCUGACCUCAUAUUGGGAACAGAAGAAGCUUAUGGCCCCAGGCUGUGAGCCACUGGCUGUGAAGCGAAUGAUGAAUGUCCUGGCUCCUUACGCAUAUGGCCAAAGCCUGGCAGGGGCAGGCGGUGGGGGCUUUCUCUAUCUACUGACCAAGGAACCGCGGCAGAAGGAGGCUGUAGAAGCUGUGCUGGCCAAGGCUGAGGGCCUUGGCAACUACAGUGUCCACUUGGUGGAAGUGGACACUCAGGGCCUGAGUCUGCAGCUUCUAGGAUGUGACACUCAUCUUUGUGGAGCUGGGCCCUCCGAAGCAGGCAACACCUAGAGCUACAGCUGCAUUUCCCUUCAGUGGAGCUCAGUUUGCUAUUCCUCACCUACCUCUUAAAGUCCGCUGAUAAGGAAGCAAGACUUGUGCAGAAGAGGCAGUGUUUGCGGACAGGACUGUACUUCUGGUGGGCAGCGGCUACGACAGCAUCUACUGCAUUUGGAUCAAGAAAGGUCUCAGUGCCAGUGUCUCACGUGGACUUGACGAAUUCCACGGCCCAGUAGAGGCCCACUAGGGCCCUGGAAAGAAUGACAAUCAGACCAACCCUGAUGAUAUCCUUUUAGGGCAUUCUCAUAUUCAACUUUGAUCCUCAGCCUUCUAGAGUGCUGGGGCAGCAAAGAGUGGAGGUCCUUUCCCAGGUCUGUGGCAGUGAACCAGUACAGUUUACAGCAAGUUUUUGACUUUUAACUUGAGCCUUUUCCAGCAACACUACAGACAAUACUAAGGGAACAUGGUGGCAGUGGGUUCUCAACACUGGCAUUCUUGGAAUAAAUUCUAAUUUUCAAGGUCA